Molecule: messenger RNA, 3631 nt
Organism: Rattus norvegicus (Norway rat)
Lineage: Eukaryota; Metazoa; Chordata; Mammalia; Rodentia; Muridae
Source: RefSeq, a predicted model, not a curated record
AUGGCUCAGAGUGACUUCCUCUACCCACAAAACCCAAGGAGGCGACAGGAAGUGAACCGCCUUCACCAGCAGCUGCUGGACUGCUUGUCUGACUGCUUCCAGGUCACCAACAAGCUCACAGGCCUUCUGAAUGCCCACCUGGGUUGCAGGCUGGCCUUCAUUGAAAUGAGAAGUGACGAAACCAUCAAAAGAAACUGUGACCUCAUCAUCCAAGCCGUGACAAAAAUCCAGAAGGAGCUGCAAAAGGUUGACGAGGCACUGAAAGACAAACUCGAGCCAACCCUUUAUAGGAAGCUUCGGGAUAUUAAGGAAAGGGAAACAGAGAAGAUAGCCAUCGUGCAGAAGGUCAUUUCUGUCAUCCUGGGAGAAGCUACAGCUGCAGCCAGUGCAGUGGCUGUCAAACUGGUGGGCUCAAAUGUCACAACGGGUAUAAUUAGCAAGCUGGCCUCUGUGCUGACUCACAUCGGGACUUCUAUCCUCGGGAGCAUCGGAGUAGCCGUGCUCAGCCUCGGGAUAGACAUGGUCGUUCAAGCCAUCUUGGGAGCAGUGGAGAGGACGCAGCUUCAAUCAGCCAUCCAAAGUUACGAGAAGCAUCUGACUGAGUUCAAGGCCGCCUCAGAGAAGUACCAUCAUGCUAUCGCUGAGGUCACCGAUGCUGUGAAGCGCCAGUUAAGGUGAACACUCAGGUGUCUACGCUGGGAUGGCCCUGCGCUUCUCUCUUUGGCGCCGUGCUAACGUCUUUAAUUUUCCAGAUGUCUCCAGCAAUGUGGACACAGAUAAACAAUGUGGCAUGCUCGGGUGUUAGGACAAUGAGUGCCCAAACCAGCUGUGUUGGACCGUCAUGGGAUAACGCUCUAUCCGGGUCUUACCCUGCUGUCAGAACCACUGGGGUGUAAAGGCAUCAUAGAACAGCAAGGCACUGCCUAUUGCUUCCUCAUUGCCAAACAUUCCUGCUAAAUGGAGAGGCCAUUCCCAUUCCCUGUUUCAAACAUCACUUAUGUCUAAUAAGUCAUUCUUAAGAACAUUGGACUAGACACAGACCUGUGGUCUUCAAGUAAAAUAGACAUCCUUCCGUUAUUUUUACCACCGGAUUAAAUUCAAUUGUCUGUUAACUGGAAACAGCAGCAAAACCACAAAAAGAACAUUUUCUUCAGAAAUGAAAGGAAGCAAUGUAUCUGUGAGGUUCUACUCAUCACAAAAUCUGUCUGGGUGGAUUUGGGAAAGGAUGAGAUAAUAAAAUUUGUUUCUAUAGUGCAAUUAAUUUGGACCCCUUGUUGGUCAUCUAUCACUUCAGUGGUCGAACAUUGUGGAACAUUAUAAAACACAAGAAACAAACCCUAAUGAUCCCUACAUAAAAUACAUUAAGAAAAAAGACUCACCCCGUUUAGGAAUUUUUGGGAGAAAUAAUUUCAUUUUCACUAUCAGCAGAAAGAGUCGGCUCCCUUUGCCCCAUAAAGCAUUAGACCUAUGUUAUUUGCCACCUGAAAUCAGAAAAAGCCAGAAACUAUGGAAGCAUAUUGAUCUCACAUAAUUUCUGUAGAUCCAGCAUUUGUUUUCUACACCCUUCAUCUAAGUGUUCUUUGUGAGACAUUUUUAGGGUCUACUUCUGUAUUAGCUAGGAUUUUACUGUUGUGAACAGACACCGUGACCAAGGGAGCUCUUACAAAGACAAACAUUUAAUUGGAGCUGGCUUACAGGCUCAUAUGGCUUACAGGCUCAUAGGUCCAGUCCAUUAUCACCAUGGAAGGAACAUGGCAGCAUCCAGGCAGGUAUGAUGAGGGAACAUGCCAGGUAUGGGUCAGGAGGAGCUGAGAGUUCUACAUCUUCAUUGGAAGGCUGCUAGCAGAAGACUGGCUUCCAGGCAGCUAGAGGUAGGAACUCACCCACAGUGACACCCCUACUCCAACAAGGUCAUGCCUACACCAGCAGGGUUACACCAUAACAUUCAAUUCCCUGGCACACAUAGACUUGUUCUAAUAUAAGUGUAUGGGGCCAUACCUAAACAUAGCAUUGGAAGGAGGGUUAGCUCCUCUUUGCCUUCUUUCAUUUGCUCGCUCGUAUAUCAGUUUACUAGCUUCGUGGGACUGAGCAAGUACUAGAUCCUUGGACUCCCAUUCAUAGCUGACCAUCGUUGGGGGGUUGGACUACAGAAGGUAAGUCAGCAUAAUAAAUUCCCUUACUAUAUACAGACUAUCCAUAAGUUCUGUGGCUCUAGAAAACCCUGAAAGAAGAAUUCAGAUAAAUCAUAAAGGAUUUGGGUUGAUUAAAAGACCAUUUGAAGCAUUAUGGAUCAACCUCUCCUCUGGAAAAACUUAAAAUAAUGUACCCUUUUUCUUUUUUGAAAUAUACAUUUUCGUGUAGAUUAUCACUUUGUGAGUCUCGCCCAGGCACUAUUUAUUCAGUUCAUCAUAUGCUGUGUGCUUAGAGGAAAUAUGUUUGCUGAGAACUUUAGAUUUCGUGCCCAGUGUUAUUUCCUAACUUGUUCUCAAUGGAGGUACACAUGAAGGACAGCGUCGAUUUACACCCGACACCUAACACAUUAUCAAUGAACCACUCUGAAGGACAGCAUCCAUUUACACCCAACAACUAACACAGAAUCAAUGGACGCCUCAGAACGUUAAGCGAACCACUACCUUGCAUCUGGAGAGAAUAUACUUCCGGAAAUGCGUCAGAAUUUCUUGAUCAAUCGGCCAAUCAAAUAGCAGCUUCCCUACUUUUUAUUCUGAUUGGGCUAUAUUAGUGUCAAUCUAGAAUGCUCCGGAAUGAGGCGGGUCUGUUGGCCUAUAGUUAUCCAAUCGGAUAUUGAAUGCGAGUGGAAGUCACUCUGGCUCUAGAGUUAUAUUCUCUCUAUGGUCCCAGUACUUGGCAACGCGCUGAGAGCGCUGGUCCCGGGUACAGGAAGUGACGGAAGCUGGCGGAGGGGCGCGAGGUUUCAAGAUGGCGGUGCCUGUGUGGUUGACCGAGACCCAGAGGUGAAGGCCCCUUCGGAGAAAGUACUCGGGAACCCCUCGCUAGUCGCUCUCGCCGUCCCGGGAGACUCUCAGUCGUGUGAGUACGUGCGGACUAGGUGCUCCGUUUCCCGCUACCCGCCCGGGAACCCCUUAAGCCUUCUCUGAAAUACAAGGCCCAGGGGCCGCGUCUUCCUCCGCUGGGCCCGGGUAGCGGGAAGCAGGGGUUUCAGGGCUCCAGGGCUGGCCGUGCGAUGCGUCCGACGGGCCCUGGGGCGAUCCCGCCUGCUGGGUCAGAUCCACCUCCAGAGUGCGUCGACCGGUGGCCGUGAGUUGACGUGUAGCCGCUCGAGUCGGUACCAACCGUCGCUAUGGUUUCGGCAGUUGCGCUUGAGGCCUCCUUCAGUGGACAUGGACCACUCGGGUUGCAUUUGUGCUGUCUGGGUUCCAUGGUCUUUUGACCUUGUCUGUCCCUACUUUUGUAGGCGAAGGGACCGUGGUCUUGUAAAAAGUUUUCUUUGACUGGUACCUGAUUUGUUUUUAGUUGUGUGUGUGAAGAUGGGGUGGCGUGAAAAGUUUUUUUUUUUAAUGAAGAAGUAAACCAUAUAAACUGUCAACAUGGGACGAAGAUCAACAUCCUCCACCAAGAGUGGGAAGUUUAUGAACCCCACAGACCAAGCCCG